Messenger RNA from Rhincodon typus (whale shark), 5279 nucleotides. Its product is annotated as cadherin EGF LAG seven-pass G-type receptor 2-like. Gene Ontology annotation, cellular component: membrane. Lineage: Eukaryota; Metazoa; Chordata; Chondrichthyes; Orectolobiformes; Rhincodontidae. The coding region runs from base 1 to 3651 and encodes 1216 amino acids. The transcript has 25 exons. The record is from RefSeq and is a predicted model, not a curated record. Gene Ontology annotation, molecular function: G protein-coupled receptor activity. Gene Ontology annotation, biological process: cell surface receptor signaling pathway; adenylate cyclase-activating G protein-coupled receptor signaling pathway.
AUGGUUGAAAUUGGCAGCGAGCUGCAUGGAUUGAAGCUGAAAACAAUCAGUGUUGGUGGAGUCUCAGGAAAUCAUGGCAGCGUUCUUCAUGGGUUCCGGGGCUGUAUACAGGGGGUUCGAAUUGGUGAGACACCAUCUACGGCACUGGUAUUGAAUAUAAACCAAGCUGAAAAGGUGAAUGUGGAGGGAGGCUGCAGCAUUCCUGAUCCUUGUGAUUCCAGCCCAUGUCCUACAAACAGCUACUGCAGUGAUGACUGGGAUAGCUACUCCUGCAGCUGUGACCCAGGUUACUAUGGUGAGGAUUGUAAGGAUGUUUGCUCACUAAAUCCUUGUGAACAUCUGUCCGUGUGUACCCGCAAACCCAGUUCUUCUCAUGGCUACACUUGCGAUUGCUCAGUAAAUUAUUUUGGACAAUACUGUGAGACUAAGAUUGACCAGCCUUGUCCUAGAGGAUGGUGGGGGAAUCCUAUGUGCGGACCCUGUAACUGUGAUACAAGAAAUGGAUUUGAUGCUGACUGUAACAAGACCUCUGGAGAAUGCAGGUGCAAGGAAAACCACUACUGGCCUCCAGGAAGCAAUGCCUGCUACCCCUGUGAUUGUUACUCAAUUGGUUCACUUUCUCGCUCCUGCAAUACGGAGACAGGACAGUGCCAGUGUAAACCUGGUGUGAUUGGAAGGCAGUGCAACCGCUGUGACAAUCCAUUUGCAGAAGUCUUCACUCAUGGGUGUGAAGUGAUUUAUGACAGUUGCCCACGAGCCAUGGAGGCAGAGAUCUGGUGGCCCAGAACUAAGUUUGGACUCCCUGCCGCAGUACCUUGUCCCAGAGGAUCAAUGGGAACAGGAAUCCGACACUGUGAUGAACACAGAGGCUGGCUCCCUCCUGAUCUCUUUAAUUGUACAACGAAUGCUUUUGUAGAGCUGAAAGCCUUUGCUAAUAAACUGAAAAGGAAUGAGACUUUGCUGGACAUGGAAAAAUCCAAGAAAAUUGCCCUGAUGUUGCGGAAUGCCACCCAGCACACAGAUGAAUAUUUCGGCAGUGAUGUCAAGAUUGCGUACCAUGUGACCUCAAAAAUCUUAGAAUUUGAGAACACGCAGCAGGGAUUUGACUUGGCUGCAACCCAGGAAGUCCAGUUCACAGAGAACCUUAUUAAAGUUGGAAGUGCAAUUCUUGAUGUCAGCAACAAGAAGCAUUGGGACAUAAUCCAGCAAUCAGACGGAGGAACUGCACACUUGUUAAAACACUAUGAAGAUUAUGCAAAUACUCUGGCACAAAACAUGAGAAAAACCUACCUCAGCCCCUUCACCAUUGUCACACCCAAUAUUGUGAUUUCAGUAGAUCGUCUUCGCAAAAUGAACUUCUCUGGAGUGAAACUUCCACGAUAUGACUUCAUCCGAGGAAAGAAACCAGAAGACUUGGAGACCAUUGCCAUCCUUCCAGAGACUAUCUUUACACUUGCAGAAACUAAAGAAAAUCCCAAAGUGCCAACCUCCUCAUCUGAAGAUGAAAACACAGCUCCGAACAGAAAACGGAGACAGUCUGAUUCAAAUGAGCAGGAUGCCAUUGCUAGUAUAAUUAUCUAUUGGACGCUGGGACAGCUUUUACCAGAACAUUAUGAUCCUGACAAAAGAAGUCUAAGGGUUCCUAAGCGACCUGUCAUUAACAGCCCCAUAGUAAGUGUUGCCGUCCAUGACAACGAUGAGUUACUUCAGCACCAGUUGGAAAAGCCAAUCAGAGUGCAGUACAGGCUUUUUGAAGCUGAAGAACGAUCCAAGCCGAUUUGUGUCUUCUGGAACCAUUCCAUCCCUGUCGGUGGAAUCGGAGGCUGGUCAUCAAAAGGAUGUGAAUUAGUCUUCAGGAACGAGACCCAUAUCAGCUGCCAGUGUAAUCAUAUGACAAGCUUUGCUGUUCUGAUGGACAUUUCUAGACGAGAGAAUGGUGAAAUUCUACCUCUGAAGCUGGUCACAUACUCCACUGUAGCUGUCUCACUCAGUGCUUUGCUGCUGUCCUUCUUGAUUCUCCUGUUUCUAAGGACCCUUCGUUCAAACCAGCACAGCAUCAGUAAAAACAUGGUAGUCGCUCUCUUCUUGUCUGAACUCAUCUUUGUCCUUGGAAUUAACCAAGCAGAUAACCCAUUUGUUUGCACUGUGAUUGCCAUUCUGCUCCAUUUCUUCUACAUGUGCACCUUUGCCUGGAUGUUCUUGGAAGGGCUUCACAUUUACCGCAUGUUAACAGAGGUUCGUGAUAUCAACUAUGGCCCCAUGAGGUUCUACUACAUGGUUGGCUGGGGUGUCCCUGCCUUCAUCACAGGGUUAGCUGUUGGCCUUGAUCCCGAGGGUUAUGGUAAUCCUGAUUUCUGCUGGUUGUCAAUCUAUGACACUUUGAUAUGGAGCUUUGCAGGUCCCAUAACAGCAGCGGUUUCUAUGAAUGUUUUUCUUUAUAUUCUGUCUGCCAAAGCUUCCUGCAGACCAGGGCACCAAGGUUUUGAAAAGAAAGGAAGUGUGUCUGGACUACGUACAGCAUUUGUGGUGCUGCUGCUUGUCAGCGCAACCUGGUUCUUGGCCUUGCUGGCUGUGAACAGUGACACCAUUAUUUUCCACUAUCUCUUUGCUGGUUUUAAUUGUCUCCAGGGUCCAUUUAUUUUCAUCCGUUGCAUCCUCAACAAUGAAGUAAGAAAAGCUUUUAAGUAUGUUUUCAGUAAGAAGCACACAGAUGACACUGUUGGCACAACAAAAUCAACAUUGGCAUCAUCAUUGUGUAACAACACAUAUAUUGACAGUCGUGCAUGUCACUCGGCCUUUGGCAAUUCAGCUGGGUCAGUAAGCAGCACUUCGAGGUCAGGGAAAAGCCAUAACAGCUACAUUGCAUUCGUCCUCAGGGAAGAAGCCGCCUUGAAUAAUAGUACCUCAAGUCAAGCCCAUGUUGCACUCACUGACCAUGCCACUUCGUUAUUCCAUGAGAUUAAAACAAACCCAGAUGAACACGAUUCAGACUCUGACAGUGAUCUGUCACUGGAAGAUGACCAAAGUGGGUCUUAUGCCUCCACUCAUUCUUCAGAUAGUGAAGAAGAUUUUCAAGGAGAUCCAGGUUGGGAGAAAAUUAUAUCCCCAAAUAAUGAAAAACAUCAUCACCACAGUACUCCAAAAGUGGACAACAUAUCUGCUCAUGUGAAACCUUAUUGGCCAGGAGAAUUUAUGACAACAGCAAGUGAAAGUGAAGGUCAUGGCGGGUCAGAGAAUUUGAAAGUCGAAACUGUGGCAAACAUUGAGCUUCACCGAGAAAAACUUAACCAUUUGGAUGAGAAGCCAAAGGAAAAUGGAGAUAGCUUGUACAAAGAAAAUACAUUAUCAUUGCCUAACCCUAACGCACAACCUCAGAAAGGAAUUUUGAAAAAUAAAGCAUUGCCGUUAUUCUCAGAGAAAAACAGCAUCAAUCGAAUUCAUAACGAACUUUCCAAUCAUAAACCUGCCACUGUCUGCUCACGAGCAUCUUCAUUAGGAUCCAGUGAAGGAAGUCGGUCAGGAGGUGUAACAAAACUGAGGCAAACAACAGGGGAAUUGAAUGGAGUGAUGCCCAUACCUAUGAGUAUUAAAACAGGCACAGUGGAUGAAGAUUCAUCAGGGUCUGAUAGCAGUGAUGAGACCUCGAUAUGACUUCUCAUGUCAACGUAGGAUAAAGAGGAUUGCUGUAAAGCUGCGGUGAUGUCACUUUGCUUACUUCCUAAAGCACUGGUGACUGGUGACUUGUGCCUUGCCCCAAGGUGCAAUCUCGCACAUAAGUGGACUCUCUAAUGUGGAAAGGAAAGAAACUGCUGUCAUCAGGAGAGGGUGUCUGGAAGAAGCGAUCACUUGUUAUUGUCAGUGCCAAAUCUUGCUGAAAUGCUGUUCUGAACAAAGUGGGUGCCUGGAAACGAGAUUACACGAUGAUCAAAAUGCACCCAGACAUACUUUGGAACAGCGAGGACAGCACAUGGAGCAGCCAAAAUUCAAAGAAGCUAAUUAAAGCUUCAAAAUUUUGAGUUCUCAAACAAUGUGCAGAAAAAUGAAAGACUUAAAGCUUCAGGGAAUUUAUUGUAACUACUGUUUAUAUGAUGUCUGUUCAUGAUUAUAGCCCCACAUUGAACAUUCCCCGAGACAAUCUCAAUCAGCAGCUUUUUUGACUCCAACUGUCCAAAUUAUAGGAUAUAAGAGACAUGCAUUACAGGAAUAAUAUAAAUUACCUUACAAUAAGGUCAUAUAACUUGUAAUUAUGGCUAUCUUAAAUUUAAACCUACAGUUUUUUGAUGUGCAAAGAAAAGGAUUUAAUUCUGUUAAAAUUAAGAGAAUGUUUUACCACACUGAAAACUUGGUAUUUUUGUUUUUGUUUUAAUCAAUCAGAUGUUCAAUACAGUCAUAAUGGAUCAAGUAUUUUGUACAUAAACAACUGGCACUCUUCAGGAAUUGUAUGAAGUUAAAACACUGCACUCGGCCUGUUUAAUUUGGUAAUGAUGAACAUUUAUUGAGAAUCCAAUUAUCCAGUUCUGACUUUCUUUUUAAAUGUGUACAUUUAAAUAAGCAAUGCCUGCUUUUGAGUUUGUCUUUGGGAAACUACAUCGUCAAAGGUUGCACAUAUGGCAGUCCCCUUUGAAUAGCCCUCAUGAACAGAGCUGUACGCUGUAACUGUGCAAAUACAAGCCGUUAAACUGUAACUAUAUUCACCACAUGUGAAAUAAAAAUGCCUUUAGCCACAUGGCCUUCAUGCUCCAGCUGUAGUGGAGUUGUUCUCAGACCAAUGCCUACUUUGGACAUUUUUUUUUUCACAAGACAGUUGUUUGUAGAUAUUUUGAUAUAAUUUGUAAUUUGUCUUGAGAGAAAAUGUGUUGUACAUGCUUUUCUGUUUUAAGUUGGUUAACAUAGUUCUAAGAGAAAAGUGAGUAGAAAAUUGAGGAUGUUUUAUUUAAAAAAAUGCUGCUCAUUUUUUUUCUGUUAAUAUGGUGUCUGUUAAUAUUGUAUAGAUUCAAUGUUUGACUGAAAGUAAAGGCUUCCACUAUUUUAUCCGAGAAAAAAGAUGAUUUUUCCAUUGUUGUCACCACAAAAGACCAGAACACUGAAUGCUUUCUAACAGUGAAUUGUACAGUGUGUUCCUUAAUGUACAUACUGGCAGUUUUUAAAUAAAUGUAGUUGAAACAGAUAUAGUGACCUGAAAUUCACAGCAGUAUGGCAGAUUAUUUGGUUCAGAAUGUUUUAUUUCAUGAUUUAGGAACAUGCUAAUAUUCUAGUGCAGUUUCUAAGUUGAAAACACA